This is a messenger RNA of Larimichthys crocea (large yellow croaker), 2319 nucleotides long. Its product is annotated as beta-1,3-galactosyltransferase 2. NCBI's taxonomy places the organism in Eukaryota, Metazoa, Chordata, Actinopteri, Sciaenidae. The record is from RefSeq and is a predicted model, not a curated record. Gene Ontology annotation, biological process: protein O-linked glycosylation. Gene Ontology annotation, molecular function: N-acetyl-beta-D-glucosaminide beta-(1,3)-galactosyltransferase activity. Gene Ontology annotation, cellular component: Golgi membrane. The coding region runs from base 1 to 1122 and encodes 373 amino acids. The transcript has 2 exons.
AUGGGACAGAGACAACUUGUGGAGAGCCUGUUUCGUCAAAAGAAACCUGUAUAUCAGGUCUGGUUCCAGUUCCUGCUCCUGACGUGUCUAGUGCUGGUCGUCUUGUGUUACACUCUCUUCAACGGCUCUCUGCCAUGGGAGAGUUUUCCACUCAGUGAGCACUACAGGAGUUUUGUAAAUCAGACCAAUCUGUCUCAUCUACCUCCUGCUUAUCGUGUUCAUCCAAAGCACAAAGCUAAACUAAUUGAAACAACAAAAAGCCCUACUGUACCACCUACAGUUAUACAGUACCACCAAGCCUAUGCACCCAAUUACCACUUUAUUAUGGAUAAUACAGAGGUGUGCAAGAACAAGACCCCUUUCCUGGUUCUGGUGGUUCCAGUGGCACCAAAUAACGUGGCAGCUCGGGACGCCAUCCGGCAGACAUGGGCCAAAAACAGUCCGGUUCAGGGUGAGAUAGUGCUUACUCUUUUCAUGCUGGGCUCUUCUGGAGGACCUGAUGUUGAGCAGGUGCAGGAGAAGCUCAAACUGGAGAAUCUGCAGCACCAUGACCUGAUUCAGAGCAACUUCAUGGACACUUACCUGAAUCUGACUAUCAAAACUAUGGUGAUCAUGGACUGGCUAGCCACACACUGCCCUACAGCGGCGUAUGCCAUGAAGGUUGACUCAGACAUGUUCCUGAACAUUGACAAUUUAGUGAUCAUGCUAAAAAAGCCAGGCAUCCCCAAGCUGAAUUACCUGACAGGCAUGCUUAUGUGGGAUAGACCAGUUUUGCGUUCAAAGAGCUCCAAAUGGUACGUUUCUGAGGAGUUGUUCCCAGACCCCACGUACCCGACCUACACUCUCGGCAUGGGAUAUAUCUUUUCCAAUGAUCUUCCAGGGAAAUUUGUGAAUGUCUCAAAAUCAAUCACACCCUUUAACAUAGAGGAUGCUUAUAUUGGAAUGUGCAUGAAAAAACUAGGACUUGCACCCACAUCACCACCAGAUCCCUCGCAGUUCAAGGCCUAUAACUCAAGAUAUAAUCGCUGUGAAUACUCCAAGAUCAUCACCUACAUUCUUGGGUCUUCAGAAGAGUUGGUGAAAUAUUGGACAGACUUAAAGAAGCCUGGACCACCUUGUUAGGACAAUAACAGCUACAGGUGCACUUAGAAAUCACUUCAACUUUUUUACUUGUGUGUAUUGUAUCUACGGUAUCUGGGUUGCCAAUAAAUUAAAUGAAGGGAAUGUUUAUUUGUCCAAACAGGUGAAUGAGUGGAAUUAAAUGUGGUGUAGAGCAAUGUUUCGAUGAGCAGAUCAUUGUAUUGUUUGUAUCUUGGUUGCAUCUGAAAAUUGUACAAAGGCCAAAGAUUUUUGAGUCAUGAAGAGAAUCUUAAAAUAUGCCACUAUAUACAUAAGUUAUUGCAGUUACUGCCCGCUACUACCCCUACUACUAUACGGGUAGUGAAGUGAUUUCUUCCUUAUAAGUUUUUUUUUUUUUUUUUUUUUUUCAAUUUUCCAGUCAUGUUGUACAUGUAAACAUUCUUGUUCUGGAAUCUUGAAUUAGGUUUGUAGCAUUUGUACGUGUAUGUAAAUGCACCCAAGACCCCACUUGAUAAGGUAAACCAGCAAACUGAAGCCAUAUAUUUGUAUCUUCUUUUUUUCUUUUGCACAGACUGAGAAUUUGUCUCAGAUUUCUUACAUUAGAGUCAUGCUGGGAAGACUGCAUGUCAUUAUAUAAUGAACAAAAAUAUAAAUGCAGCAAUUAUGUUGAUAUGAAAGAGCUUAGACUUUUCUGUAAAUACAGUCCAUGUUCAUGAACAUUCCUUUGCCAAGAUAAUGAUAGGUGUGCUAUAUCAAAUUUAGUGAAGUUUAGUUUAGGGAUUAGGUGGGCUAUAGAUGGACAGUACAUGGGAAUGUGUGAAUGACAUGUCACUGCUGUGGGUAACCCUCAGUCAAUAUUGUUCCUCGUUCAGUGUUGUCAGAAGAAUCUGGAACAUCCACAAGGUCUCUCUCUUCACCUCUAUGAACACCCAAAGCCUUUUAACAAAGUGUGAAGGACUCCAAUGUCUCAGGGGAUAACUACUAUAUUAAUGAAUAAACAAGGAAUUUGGAGGUUUUUAUUCUGCUGGUAUAUGAGGUUGGGAUGAGAACUGGGAUUAAUAUUUCGCUUUUUUAAAAUGUAUUUGUGUGUAUUUAAAACUACUUGGGGUCGCCAAUAAAUGAAAUGAAGGAAAUGUUUAUUUCUUUAUUAGUUAUGUUUAGGUUUUUAUUCUGCUGCUAUAUGAGGUUGGGAUGAGAACUCUACCAAGAUUUGACAAACUAAAUAAACUCAGAUCAUUU